Messenger RNA from Pseudo-nitzschia multistriata, 11566 nucleotides. Lineage: Eukaryota; Bacillariophyta; Bacillariophyceae; Bacillariales; Bacillariaceae. The record is from the annotation of a GenBank genome assembly.
CCUUUUUUAGAAACCGAAAUUUUCGUGCUCUCAAGGUUUCUGGCACUCGCAACCUGUGUUCCCUCAGACGUUCAAAAGGUUUGGCGUUCGGUAAUAGACGUGUGAGUACCUAACAAACUUUGGGAGUCGACUCAGGGGCAAGGGGUCAGACAAGCGAGGAACAGAGGGAGAACGAUAGCUGAAUAAGAUAUGGGAUCUCCUCGGAGAAGUCGAUCCUCGAAUUUACCCCUCAAGUAUUUGGCGGAAAACGAGGAAGAAUCCAGCACAAUGAGUGCUGGUAAAGGUGCCACGAGUCCAAAAGUGAAGGGUCUGAUAAAGAGGUAUAGUGGCGCUCCCAUCCCCCAGGAAGCAAUAGCAUCUCCUUCAGUUUAUUCCUCUUCGACAACAGCUGGAUCGCCAGCUCCCAAAACAGCCCUUCACGACCAACUGCAUGUGUCCGUACAGGAUGAAGACUUUGACACUCGUAUCACGACUCCUACCCGUCUUUUCAGAAAGCCUUCUCUACUCUCCCGAUUAUCUUCUACGAUCAGUGAUAAUGGAACGACCCCCUCCAGGCAGAAACAACGGAAAGAGUUGAAGAAGUUGAAGAAACAGCAGCGACGUAGAGACGAACGGAGGAGGAAGAGUGAUUCGCAAUACUACGCUACAACCGGCAGUGUUUCCAACGAGAAGCCCACGAAGGCAUUGAAUGGGAAUCAGGUGGUUUGUUCUCCGACCGCUUCGGUCCAAACUUCAAACAGUACUAGCCGAAAGUCGAGAUCCAGCAUCUUGUUUCUGAAACGGGUUCUUUCGUCUCCCMCGAUACUCCGGCAGCGAUUGCGUAGCUCGAGUCAUCUCUACGGCAACAAGUUCAAGGAACGCGAUACAUCCGAUGGUAGUUGUUGCCAAGACAACAGCAACAAUGAUAAUAUAAGCAGCAGUUCGAGAAGCAGCGUGGAACUGAAUCCUAAAACGAACAAUGAUACUGAAAUGCCAGAACGUAUAUCGAUCGUUGCAAAGUCGGUGUCUCCUACCGCUUCGAAGAAUAGACGGAGGCGGACGGAGCUUGAAGAAGAAAGCGUAGGAAAGCCUGCCGAUGCGAUGAUCCGAAGUGUGAGCUGUAACGCAACAUCCAUAUUCCACCAUUCCUUUUCAAUGGAAUCGAUCUGUGGCGUUUCCAUGGGGGAGCUUCACAACAGCGACAUGAGUAACCUUGUCUUCGAGGAGUCCAAUAGGAAAUUAAUGAGUGCCACAAAUUAUGGCAGUGAGAGUAGACAAGGAAACCUCAUGAAUGAUACGCUUGGUCAACAGAGCAACCUCGAUUACUCAUACUGUGAUUCCAUGGGACCCAUUUCAGAGGAUCCCACGGUGCAAGAAUCCAUCGAAUGCAUUUUUGCCUCGCAAUUAGAGGAUGGCCUGAAUCUAUGGGACGACGAACACGAUGGCAGUGACGAGAACUGUACCACUGAAAUAAUACUUCAAAGACAUAACCCUUCGUUCGGAACCCUCAACCGGCCGCAGAACCCGAGCUCCUCCUCUUCGCCACGCGGAAACUUGAAUGAGUUGAUUUCCCCAGCCGGUUUCCAGCAAUCGAGAAUGAAUCGGAAGGACCGAAAGAACUCUUCUAGAAGCCUCUAUGCCAAUAUGUCCCAAAACAAGAGACGAUACGAGCAGGCCAGCUUAGUCUAUGUUGGAACAUUUGAUCCCUCCUGUCCGUCUCCUACCCAUACUAUCAGUCAGGAUAAUGUUCGUAAUAUUUCUACCAAUGACAACAGUUUGGACAGCGCCACUAUUUAUGAUACUAUCAAUCCACUUCCAUGCAGGUGCGCUACAAACUUUUUGCCCGCAAUCGAGCCUAAAGAUUGGCCACAGGCACCCAUUGCCCUUCGACCAACCCCAGGAAGCGGUACGAAAGUAAAAGCAAUCCGACUUUGCAAUUCCGACGAGCCCCUGUGGGUCCCAGGCUCCCAUUUGACGUGGUCUCAAAGUUUAGCUAAGCGAUGGGGCAGAAAGUGCGAAGACCAAUCUCCUCACUUUGCCUCCUGCGAAGAAUGUGUGAUGCUGCCUAUCAACAAUGGAAACGAAGCACCGGGAGAAUCACUUGUCACUGACUUUGAGAGCGAAUUGUUCGAGGGGACGUUGUUAUUGCGUUUGCGCCAUUCUGAUGGAACAACUCCCGAGCCUUAUGACGACUCCAAGGGUUACUUUGCGGGUGUCAACCGUCGUUAUCAAGUAUGCAUCCGGGGGCGCUUCAAAAAGACCUUGUCCUUCACGGAGUUGAACAACGGGUUUCGACUCCGUCGUAAAUUUGGAAAGCUUCCAUCGAAGUGGGUUUUGAAAAGUGCACUCAAGGUUGUUAGUUUUUUUGCCCCCCAACUUGAUAUCAAAUUGGAGGGUGUGGACCAGCCAUACUCGCUUACACCGCUAGGGAGCACACCCCAAUGCAUCACGAUCGACGAUGCCGACGUUCUUUACAACGAAAAAAACAAGGAAAUGAGCGGCUGUUCCGGUCUAAGCGACGGACUCAACAGUAUCAACAAAAAUAAUCCGUUAGAUGGUACCAAUGAGGAACCCAUUGAAGCUCAUCGGUCUUUGAUCGGGGCUGCUCUGAAAGCGGACACAUCUCUCCAGCGUGCCAAGAUGCGCAAAAAAGCUUUCGAUAAAUUGUUUGUACAAAAAUCUCCGUGUCCGAAGACGGAUCCCUCAAAGAUCUAUACAUUUGAAUUUUUGCAGCACAUGCUUAACUUUCAAGAUUUUACCGUUGAACUGGGGAGUGUCAUGGGAUCCCUCGAGUUAGGAGACAUACUGGACGGCCAGCCCUUGCAAGUAAUGGCGGAGCACGGACCUUCCAAGAUACGCUUGUGGUCCUUUGACGUUUGGAAUGAAUGCUUGUGGAACAGAGCGAAAGAACACGACAAAGCCGUAGCUAUUGCUGCGAGUAAAUGACAUUUGUAGAGGGCCAGAGCACAGUCCGAUAUUUUUUGCUAGGUAUUGUUAGCUUACCGAGAUGCAUGAAACACAAAUUGGAAAUCAAAUGCCAAAGCCGGAACGAAGGUAUUAUUGGACAGCAAUUACAACAUACUUGUAGUAGAAUACUAUUUCAUUAAACAUACCAGAAAUAGUGAAGCAUCAUUUUUAAUCAUUAGUUGCAUUUCGCUAUUAGAAGUACCACACUUUGAAUUUGUAUUGAAUCGCAAUAUGAAAAUCUUAUCCAAACCAAACUUUCCAAAUGUCAUUUUAUUACGUCACUCAGUUUCGAUUGAUCCGCAACGCGUAGUAUCACAUCAUAGUAGUAGUAGUGACCAUGUGAUAGUAAGUGAAGCAUACUUUCCAACAAGAGCUAUGGUUCUGGCCAUAUAGUGCCUCUUCUAGUUCACGAGGUUAAAUUUAAUAUUAAGACUUUUUUUAAUAAAAACUACAAUUCAAUAGUAAGGAAAAACCUUGGGCGUCAAAUGUUGAGGCGUACAAGCACUAUCACAAUCAUUUCCAACCGCAGCAAAAAGGUCGACUCCGGGAAUCGAACCCGGGACCUCUUCCACCCUAAGGAAGAAUCAUGCCCCUAGACCAAGUCGACAACGUGUGCCGCGUACCUUGCGUACGCACGACACCGGCAGGACUCGAACCUACGCGGGAUAAACCCAAUCGAUUUCUAGUCGAUCGCCUUAACCGCUCGGCCACGGUGUCGUUACAAUUUAAUGUAAACUUACAUAAGUUAUAAUCAUUCCUUAGUUGAUUGCAUUGCAUCAAUAAUAAUUAGAACAAAUCUUUGGAAAUAAAUUUAGUUGUCGUAAUCAAAAGUGCUGGAUGCCAAUCUAGUCCCUCAUUCCAAGUGGCAUCAAAGCAGCUAAUAAAUCAAAAAAUAACAGGCUGGUUGAAGCUACAAGAAAAAUACAAGGGAUCAAUGGUGGUCAUGUGCAUUCUUCUUAGCAUUCUUCAUCUUCUUGUUCUUGCUUCUUGUUUUUGCAAAAAUACACCAACAGAGGACAAGGAUGAGGCACAACAACAACAAGAAAAUCUUUGUGAUGCGCAGAUUACUAUUCUACUAUUAGUAGUGCUCAUAGUGAUUCUUGGCAAAAUCAGGAAGAGUUGAGAACUUGUAUGCCAAAAACUUAUUGCUUUUGGUGUAAUAGUAGUACUAGUAGUAGUACUAGUAGUAGUACUAGUAGCAGACCAGCACCAGCACCACCACCUUCUAGGCAAAAACAAAACUGAAAUUAGCCCAAUAGUAGAAAGAAUGAAACCAAUAACAAAACCACCACUAGUAGUAGUAGAUGUACUGCUAGUAUAAAUGGUCCUGCAACUUCUUGUAGUAAUUUUGAUCCCCAGCAUGCUGGGGGAUUAAUGAAGCCAAAGAGGACGCCACCAGUAAUAUUAUGCUGAGGCUUCUGCUCUACACAUAUCAAAAGCCACCAGCAAAAGAUUCCCAGUAGUUGGUGCUUAAAUAGAGAAUUUGUUUUUUUUUCUGAGAACUCAUGACCAGUACCGACAAAUACUUGUAUUACUGGUGGUGGUAGUACCAAUGCUGCACAGAAGGAGUUGUAGUAGUGCUAGACUGCAAACACACCAGUAGUAGUAAGAGGUUCUCUUUAAUAACACACCACAUAGCUCUAGUACAAUUAGUAAGUAAACAAUUGAGCACUGCACUUAUACAGAGGUUUCAAAAAUUUAUUUUGGUGUUCAUAACAUUAAUUUAAUGAUUCCAACAUUGAAAAAUUCAACAGAGGAGCUCUAGUACUACAGAGUUUAGACCCCAAACUUUCAACAUCCAGACUUUCAACAUGGUUUGCAAAUGACUUGCUUGCUGAGCAAGAAGUAGAAUUGGUUCUGUGCCAACAGAAUUGGGUCACCAGAAUAUUUGAAAACUACAUUAUGGUUGGGGACCUCCAGAUUAGUUUGGGAACAUUAAGAUUGGGGAUCAAUUAUUUACAUGUUUUUAUCAGUCAGAGGUUUUUUUCACAAAAGUAAAUAAGAAAUAGGAAUGGUAAGAAACGCAAUUACUAGUAGCCAGUAAGGGGUGAUUUUCAUUGAUAAUGGGCCUUCAACUUUAUGAACCUUCGUCAGCAGUGGAGGAAUCCUGUUCAUUUGUGAGGUGGUAGUAGUACUAGUUGUAUUUCUUUUACCAUUAGCAUUUCAAUAUUAUAUACGCCACCCAUGCAGGUAGUAGCACAGGUACUACUGUUUGUAUUUCAGAGAAGAAUCAUAAGAAGCACUCUAUCAAUAACCAAGUAUGUUGAUUAUUUAAAUUUAAUGUUGUAUUCCCCAUCACACUUCUGGCACUGCUAAAAGUCAUGAAACAUACACAUAGUGGCAUGCAACUCUGAAACAGCAUGUUCCACCACCAGAAGAUUAACAAUUUCAUUCUGAUUGUCCUCUAAGAAGUAAAGAAGUGAAUACUGGAAGUUUGGAGUCUGGAUGGAUACUGUGCACAAGGGAGGUUCCAUUAGCAUCACUCUCUGUGAGACAGAAAAUACACUCUGCCUUUCAGCAAGCAAUGAUACUGGUAGUACUAGUACUAGUACUACUAGUACUAGUACCCUAAUAUUUUUUUUACACAGAUGAGAUGCAUCAGUACUACAAUAAUAAUAAUACUAGUGGUUGUCAAACUACUAGUUACAAAUACAAUCUCUAAGAAUCAAGAGUAGGACAUUCAACCAAUAUUUGUUGUUCAUUGUUUUGUUUUGCUGACCACUGCUGGUACUAGUAGUAGGAGGAGUAGCAGUAAUCUCCGUGCAUGACAUCCUUACCCUGAACAACCUGAUGGUUUCCCUUGUGGUUUAAUAUUCUGUAUUGAGUUCUUGCUAGUACUAGCCUUGUGGGCAUUGUAGUAGUCUAGCUGAUUAUUCAGUAAGCAAAUAAAACCAACUACUACUAAUGCCUGUUUAUACAUAACCAUCUACCUCUUAGUAUUUGUUCUUAUUGCUCAGUAGUAGCUAAGAAAAUGUCAUCAAUAUAAUAUAAUACUUGGGCACCGGUUUUUUUAAAGCAAUUCAAGUCAGCAACAUACAGGAUGAAAUUUUCAUUAGAUUUUGGAUAACUGGUGUGUCCCCAAACUUUUGGAAGGGGAAGACAGGACAUAUGACAAACUAUUCUGAAGUGUAGUAGUUGUUGUUUCCAAUCUGAAGUAUACUUAUUACUAGUAUAAAUGAGGGUUCUCAAUCAAUAGAACCUUUGUUGCAAAUAGGGUUAUGUUAUGUCCAAUCAAUUGUCAUGCUCAAUGCUUGGUAGGAGCCAGAUGAACAAUUUUCUAUGUUUGUUCCAUUACUUCGAUUUAUUCUUGUUAUUUUAAAUCCUUGAAAACAAAUCAGCAAUUUAUGGAAAUUGAAGAGUUUUCCAUAGCUAGAAGAUCAACGAGCAGGUUAGAAGGAAUUAACCAGAAGAAUAGGUCAUUUAUGUUUUAUUUAACAUUUAUUUUCAAUUAGUUGGACAACUUGUAUGCUGUAUUUGGUACUCCUCAGGGAAAUACCAACAACUAUAGAAUUCAUAAGAUAUUUAUGUACUAAAAAUGGUGUCAAUAAACAAAACAUUAUUGACCAUGGGUAGCCUAUGAAAUAUGAGGUAGAAAUGUACUACCACACCACAAACAACUGUACUACUUCAGAUGUAGCAGCAGUGAGAACUUCUCAUGUACAGCAAUUAGCAAUUUGGUUGUUCAGAGUCCCACAACCCCUACUAGUAGUGAUGCACUUUUUCCUACUAUUUGUGACAAUUCUAGUAGUCCAUAAAUCUAUUUCACAGCUAGAGAAUACCCUUAUCCUUCACCACUGUCUCUUUUACUAAGAAGAAAUAUGAAUGAUCAAACGAGUCACUCCCACCAAAUCCUAAGAUGAAUCGUAGAAUGACUAGUAGUCCUACUAUGUAGUAGUACCUUUGAACUAGUAAAAUUAUUAGUACUACUACUAGAGUUACUAUUAGCCAUCAGGAAGUGUUGUUUUACCAAAUAUUUCUUUUGAAUCUUUGACAUCAUAAGCCUCAUUAGAAGUGUUAUGCAUUUUGUGGUCAGCACAAUAAGUAUGAUGAGUGCCCUUGUCCUGCAGCAACAGCCCAAGGAAAUUCAUGUUUGCAGCAGUGUCAGUAGAUGUCCUCAGCAAGGGUAAGUAAGAUAUCGUGUCCCUUUAGUUCUCCAAUAAUGCACACUUUUCUCUGGGCUUUGUGUGGUGGAUUUAGGACUUAACUACUAGGUAACAAAAAGCUUCUCUUUUCACAAUACUGAAGGGAAGAAAGUUGAGACACAGAAACUUCACAAUUAUCAGGUCUUGGUAUUCCUGCAUCUCCUUUCCAGUUGCUUCUGUGGAUGCUAUGUAAUUUUGUUGCAAAUUGACUCAAUGAAGCUUAUAGUUGGCCUUUGGUUUUUUGCUAUCAUUAUAGGCAUGGACAGCACAGAAUUCUUCCAUCAAAACCUCAAUACUCUUCUUGCCAUGUGCUUUUGAACUCAAGUGGUAGCUCAUAUACUUCAUAAAAUUGUACAGGCCUUUCUACUAAUGAUAAGAGACAAUCAUAAGUAUAGCUAUUGUAGUAAAGUUAUCACCUGGCAGAGUUACUAUGGGCCUCAAAGAAGUGAGUUUUCUAGCAGAAUUACUACUAAUACUGUAUCUUGAGUGUGCUGCUGGUACUAUUUCUCCCAGACUAUCAGUGGUAGACUUCCUAAAAUAGAACAACAGUCCUCUCAACUUACGAUAAGAGACAAGAAGAAGACACAGUACUAUAUAUCACCACAAAGUACACAGCUACUAGUAAUUGUUUGUGGUUUUCCUCAUUCUUCUGCGUUUGGUUAAAAAAGCAUUUUUAUAUAUUGCAUGGUUUGUUUAAUCUGUUGUUUGUUGGCGAAAUUUAUGAGCUUAGCACCACAACAAAAAAGUAGUAGUAGUAGUAGUAGUAGUAGUAGUAGUAGUAGUAGUAGUAGUAGUAGUAGUAGUAGUAGUAGUAGUAGUAGUAGUACUAGUAGUACUAGUAGUACUAGUAGUACUAGUAGUAGUAGUAGUAGUAGUAGUAGUAGUAGUAGUAGUAGUAGUAGUAGUACUAAAAGUCGUAGUAAUACCCAACGGUUUCUCUCCAGAAAAUGCUUGCAUUGAUAACCAUGUUGGAGCAAUAGUUUAUCUAUUAGUGACCACUGACUACAAUAAGUUUUAAUUUAUGUCAGAAGAUGCAGAAUAAUGCCUAUUUUGCCAGAGGAUUAGUACUAGGAUUGCCAUUUAUCCCAUUUCACUUUUCAAGAGACUAAAGGCUUAUUUUGUACUGUAUGGUGUAGAAAGUAGAAAUAGUAAUAGAAAUACAACAAAACAAAGUAAUUUUCAAAUCAAAUUUUUCAAACACAUGGAUUUACAUUUUGGUUCUAAAAAUGAUCACAUAGAUUUCCUACUGAUCCCCAGAUGACAAUAGCACACACCUGACCAGGGCCUUCUGGCAUCCAACAUACAUCCCUGUCCUAAGGGGAAAAACCUACUCCCUGACCUUAGUAGUAGUUAGUAUUCAAGCAAAGCAACACUCUAUCCAAGACACUAAUAAGAUUAAUUCCUACCCUCCUAUCCCCAGCUAUAGGCAGUUUGCCUCAGUUAGAUCCAUCCCCUGUUUACUAUCCGGAAGUAUCUUCUGGUGUUGAAUAUAUUUCUGGCAUUCAUGUCAGACAACAACUGCAACAAUCUUUACCCCAGUAAGACCUUUCCUUCAAAGAACAAUGCCUGAAUAUAUGCUACAUACUUGGUUGAAAAAUGUUACCAGCCUCAGCUCCAUGUACCAGUUCCAGGAGUAUUAUUUAUGGACUGGUCACUGUGUUCUUGUUGUUUCUGCCAUUUGUGUUGGACAGCAAUAACAACAAGCCCCCAUUACAACAAUCGAACCAAGAUAACAAGAUCAGCAUCAUUACAGUAUCCCCACCAGCUGGCAGCAGUUUGCCUCACCUGGAUCCAUCCCCAGUUUUUAUGAAUUAGAAACUGUGUUUUCUGUUAUUGACAUUAUUGUUUCUGACAUUUGUGCUGAACAGCAACAACAACACCCCUAGCCCCCAGCAGUAGUCAACCAAGACCUUUCAUCUGAAGAAUAAUGCCUAGAGGUUCUUACUACACACUAAGUUAAAAACAAUGAUACCUCAGCCUCUCCAUGCAGGACCUUGUAUUCAAAGGACAACACCCAGAGUCUAUGCUAUUGUUCCACCUACCCCUGUUACUUCUUCUGGACUGGAAGAAGAAAAAAUCUCUGGUCUUGAUGUUGUUGUUUGUGACAUUUGUGCCAGACAGCAGCAACAGCAACAAUCCCAGCCCCCAUUAUCCAACCAAGACCUUUCUUUUGACAAACAAUGCCUGGAGUGUAUGCUAGUAAAUCUCACUCAGUUUAACAAAGAAUACCACCAGCCUUGCUAGCUCCAUGUACCAGCAGUUACAUCACGGACAGGAACCAUGAUCCAGUUCCAGCAGUAUUUAUGGAUGGGAAGAAGAAGAUUCCAGUCACAAUGUCGUUGUUUCUGACAUUUGUCUUGGACAGCAACAACAACAUCUCAACAAGCUCAUAUUAAACCAAUUUAACCUAGCUGAUACUGCUUGAAUCAGCAUGUGCUUGGCACUCCUUUCUUCUUUAAUCACUGGGAAGAGACUUGCAUUCUGGCUUGGUAGUACAAUUUGAAAUGAUAACAAUGACAUGGCAGUUGUCCAUCUAUGAACCAAAUCUAUCUAUGUCAUCUGAGUUCAGCCCCAGGCCUUUAUUGGCUUGCUAGUAUUCAUGGAACCUGGUUGCACCUCCAUGAUCCCUCCUAGGAGGGAGGUACCGCCCCUUGGAGCAGUUACAAGCAUUCUUCUUCCUAGUAGUCAUGAGAAGUUAUGGCUCUGGUCAUAUAGGAGUGUCUCUUCUAGUUCACGACAUGAAACAUAACAUUAAGAUUUUUUAGCAAUAGAAAUAAAGUAUAGAAUAUUCUAGUCGUUUUCUUGGGUCAGCACCAUUAGAAAAAGUUUGAUUAACAUUAUUAAUGCUGGGAGAAAACAUUAGUAAAAAUGUCUGCAACAUGAGUGUUCAAAGCAUUAGACUAACAAUUAAUGCUGGACCAAAACAUUAUGGUAGUAAUGGUAGCAUUACUAACGUCAGAAAAGUUGAUCAAAAUGUUACAGUACCAAACACUAAGAAAUACAAAAAGUCACUUGAAACACAAAAGAACCAAGAACCUCUCACUGCUUUAAACUUCCAGGUCACCUUUAGAAAAAUGUUGCUGUAUUCACUUAGAGUAAACAAAGAUUAGUUCAUACAAAGCAUUCAUUGCUUAACUGACAAUAUCACUGCCUAUUAUGAUAACACAAAUUCACUUAAUAGUUUUGAAAAAUGAUGUCAUGAAGACUAUUUGCUAGGUGCUAUGAUUUACGUUGUCUUUCUGAAGUCCUAUGAGAUAGAUCAAGAGCGUACUUUUCAACAUUGUUCAAUCUAGAACGGCUAUAUGAAAUAUGCAACAAAUGCAGUACGUCCUCUCACACGCCAAACAACACAGUGAUCCUUAGACUGUCAGCACAAAAAACGUUGUCGUGAAUAUUAUUUCCCUUUUUUCCCUUCUGCACUGUUGCCACCAGCACUUGUAUCUCCAUUGACAAGAGCACCUGCAUGUACAUCUGCAUUCGCGGACAAUUGCAUUCGUUCGAGAACCAUUUUCCACACGAUCGAAAACAAGAUCCCACCGAGUCCAUUUGAAAAGAUCUUGAGGCCCAGACCCCUGGUGACGAAUGACAUUUUUUCGGCGAUGAUCAACUCCGAGAGGGCCUCUCUGUACGACAAAGGAACCUCGGAUGUCUGACGAUAUGUCUUGACGACCCGUAUUCCGUUCGAGACGCAAUCCGAGGCGACCGACGAACAAAAUCCGAUGAACGCCCGGCGGACCAGUGUUUUUCGUUUAUAGAGCCGAUCGUCUUCAUCGUUGCUGCCCUUCGCUGGCUUGGGCAGCAAUUGUUCCAAGGAAUUGUUGACGACGAACCAGGGAUAAUGGCCCGCCAGUGUGGCAAAGGAGUUCCCCAGUGCUCCAUCCCACAGGGUUUGGAUACCGUACCUGUUUGUCUUAGAGGAGAGUCGUUCCCAUCCCCGCGACGACCCAUAGACCUGGAGUGUCGUCUUGACCGUAUCGAAGGGAGUAAUGAGAAUCCUCCAGGAGGCAGCCACAAGUGAUGCCAAGAAGGUAACAGCCCAUAGAGGAACAUUGCUUCUGCUGUUCGUACUUCCAAACAACUCCCGGAUCCCCUCGUUGGCAGCCGUAUCGCCAAACCGAGAAAUCGGACCCGUAAGCAGGGCAAAGGAUGCGCCGCGGUAAAAUCGCAAUAUUCCCCCUUCUUUGUAAAGAGUACAAAGGGCAGUCGCUACGUCGACACCGUGCUUGUACUGGUAGUUGACAGUGGUCCGCAACCACAUCAACAAUACUACCUGAAGAACCAUUGCCACCAAACCUGCUGCCCCCCCUCGGAAGGCAGAGGCCAUUGCGUGCUUCCACCAAGACGAUUUCGGCGUCGUUCUCUUUCCUACUUCCGCCAUUGUUUCUGAGAUUGUUGCCACGGAGUUUGGUUCGAUUGCUUCCUUCCUAUUCUUCAACUUGGGCUGAUGGGGAAGUUAUUAACAAAGUCAGUUGCAGUUU